UCAACAUAUAUACCUCUCGGAUCUCCAACUUUUCUCAUUUUUUUUCUCUCUCUACAAAAACAAAGAGAGCUUUUAGAGAGAGAAAACCCAAAUGGGAGACUGUAAACGAAAUGCAACCAUUUCUUUCAUGGAAUCUUCAAGCUCUGCCCUAGCUAUGGCCAAGAGAAGGAAAAUUGUAGUUAGCUCCUCCAACCAGCAGCUUCGACGACAGUCUUCCUCUUCUACUACCAAUGAUGAACUCGGACUCGGUACUUUAACGGAGAAUUCUUCGCCGAAAAUGCUCAACAAUGGCGUGGUUAUCUCCGCCGCCACUGGUGGUACCUGCUCCAUGUUUUCCACGGAUUGGCCGUCGCCGCCGCCGUCUAACUGCUUCAGCAAUGAAACGAGUAGUGACCAGGUCGUUAACGACAGAAGCUUGCGACUCGUAGAUCUGCAGGUUGAUGGAGUCAAGAGUUUUGAAACCACAGACUCUAUCCCUAUGUAUAACAACAGCAACAAAUUCAGCAGGGAAACUACGCCGUCAAGCGAGCUGUGCGGAGAAUCAGCAGAGGAAGCAGAAGCGUUAGCGUUAGCUGUUAACAUCAGGAGAAGGACACCGUCGGGUAUAACACCUCCGAGGAACGAGAUCGAGGAAUUCUUCGCCAUAGCGGAGAAGACUGAGCAAAAGCGCUUUACAGAAAAGUACAACUUUGAUGUUGUGAAGGAUACGCCCUUGGAUGGUCGGUACCAGUGGGUUUGUUUAAAGCCUUAGAAGAAUUAAAACAAAAACAAAUAGGAUAUUGGGUAAGGAAAUUAAGCUAAAAUGACAUAGGGUAGGACUGAAAUGGGCAUACGACAUUACUUGCUUUGGAGAAUUGGGUACUGUUUCUUACUUUGUCGUUUGUACAGUUUCUUUUAAUUUUAUCUAUAUAUGCAAUAUUGUAAGAAGAAGCUGGUUCAAUCGAGCUCUUUUUACUAUUUAGCUACUAAUUGUACUAGAAUUCAUAUAUAGAAGCUUCUUUUUAUCCCUUU
Cannabis sativa is the source of this 1011-nucleotide messenger RNA. RefSeq names its product cyclin-dependent kinase inhibitor 7. Gene Ontology annotation, molecular function: cyclin-dependent protein serine/threonine kinase inhibitor activity. Gene Ontology annotation, biological process: negative regulation of cyclin-dependent protein serine/threonine kinase activity. NCBI's taxonomy places the organism in Eukaryota, Viridiplantae, Streptophyta, Magnoliopsida, Rosales, Cannabaceae. The record is from RefSeq and is a predicted model, not a curated record. The transcript has 4 exons. Bases 92 to 751 code for a protein of 219 amino acids. Gene Ontology annotation, cellular component: nucleus.